AGAAAAAGUUGUUGAGCUCUUGUUAUGGUUCGGAGGUACCAAGUAAGAAAUUAAUAUAUAUGAUGCCAGAAGUUUGUAAAUGCAAACUGCUAAUGAAGGAAAGGCUUGAAACAGAUAUGUUUUUGAAGUUACCAGUAAAAUGACUAUGAAAACCAGGGGUCAAGAAGACCAAUGGAAAACCACUUAAACGCGAACCAUAGAAAAUGUACACUUCAGAUAAGAAAUGUAACCAGAAAAUUCAAAAAAGAAAAAUAUGCCAUGUAUGCCCGCAGAAGGGGAAAAAGGUUUAUAUUCAUGUACAGGAGAUUACUCAGAUAGAUAAUCAGAUAUAUCAGUGCCUUGAGUGUGAACAGAACAUUUGUGAAGACUCAGCACGUAUGUGCGAGAGAACGGAUACUGGGCAGAAACCUUAUAGAUGGGAUAUGUGUGAAAAAACCUUCAUCCAGAGUUCAGAUCUUACUUCACACCAGAGGAUCCAUAAUUACGAGAAACCUUAUAAGUGUAGCAAAUGUGAGAAGAGUUUUUGGCACCAUUUAGCCCUUUCAGGGCACCAGAGAACACAUGCAGGUAAAAAGCUUUAUACCUGUGACAUCUGUAGCAAGAACUUUGGUCAGAGCUCUGAUCUGCUUGUCCACCAGCGAAGCCAUACAGGUGAAAAACCUUAUCUGUGUAAUGAGUGUGAUAAAUGCUUCAGUCGAAGUACGAAUCUCAUAAGGCACCGAAGAACUCACACAGGUGAGAAACCCUUUCAGUGUCUGGAAUGUGAAAAAGCUUUCAGUGGGAAAUCAGAUCUUAUUAGUCACCAAAGGACUCAUACAGGUGAGAGGCCCUACAAAUGCAAUAAAUGUGAGAAGAGGUACCGGCACCGCUCCGCCUUCAUCGUACACAAGAGAGUCCACACAGGGGAGAAGCCGUAUAAGUGUGGUGCCUGUGAGAAGUGUUUUGGCCAGAAGUCCGACCUUAUCGUACACCAGAGAGUCCACACAGGGGAGAAGCCGUAUAAAUGCUUGCAAUGUCUGAGAAGUUUCACUCGGAGUGCCAACCUGAUUAGGCACCAGGCAACUCACACUCAUACUUUCAAAAGCCUUGAAUAUGAGAAAAGUUUAAACUGUAGCUCAGACCUUAUUGUACAUCAGAGAAUUCACAUGGAAGAAAAAUCACAUCAAUGGUCUGUGUGUGAGAAUGGCUUCCUCUUAGGUAUGGACUUCAUUGCCCAACAGAAAAUGACUCAAACAGAUGCGCUCCAUUAUAAAUACAGUGUAUGCAACAACAGCUUUCAUCACAGCUCAACCCUUCUUCAACAGACAGUGCGCGUUGAUGAAGAAUACAUCUAUAAUGUGAGUGAGAAAGGUCUUGAUCUCAGCUCUCAUGCAUCGGAAACCUCACGGAUGUCUUGACAAGAAAUCACAAAGCCUUUUAAAAAUGUACUUAAAUGUCAGAAUUCAUUAAGAGAAAGACUUCUAGGUGAAUUUCAGAUUUCUCUCAUUUCAGACCUCAUUAGGGACCAGAGAGAGCGAGAGUCUAUAGUCUUAGGAACUGUAAGAAAAGCUUUAUGCAGACAGUGGCCCAUCAGGACACCUUUAUUAGCCACACUUGUGAAGAGCUAAACAAAUGCUCUGGGUUUUGAAAAAAAAAUCUUAAAAGAAGAUUCAUCCAGGUAAGAAGCCUUACAUGUGCAGUAUGAGAGCUUUCCAGCAGUGCUAAGCUGGAUUCCAAGAGAAUCGCAGCAGAGAAGAACCAGUUAGAUGCUUUAUGUCAGCAGUACUUCAAACAGUAUGAAUGUCUUAUUGGAUAUGAGAAAAUUCGCCCUGGAGAAAACCCCCCAAAAUGACAGGAAGACGCUUCUAACAGAAUUCUGACUUUCUUACCCCUCAGAAAAGCCAUACUGGUAUAAAUGGAUAUUUGUCUUGAGUGUGGCAAAAACAGUUGUUGGAGAGUCUUAUUUGGGUUUGCUUCCCCCUAA
Acomys russatus (golden spiny mouse) is the source of this 1963-nucleotide messenger RNA. It is a transcript of the gene Znf322, whose product is annotated as zinc finger protein 322. The record is from RefSeq and is a predicted model, not a curated record. The transcript has 2 exons. NCBI's taxonomy places the organism in Eukaryota, Metazoa, Chordata, Mammalia, Rodentia, Muridae. The coding region runs from base 204 to 1397 and encodes 397 amino acids.